UUACAAUCUGGACUAGCUAAUGUGUUUUUGUGUGCAUGUAACUCACAGCUAACGUUACUGGCGAUAUGUAGUUAUAUUUUAGCAAGCUAGCCAAUUUGCUAUCUAGUAGGUAACGUUAAGCAACUAGGAAAUAAAUGCUGGAAAACGAGCGUAUGUUUUGCCUAAAAUAAAGUUACGUAACCGGGCAAAACAUUUAGCUAGUUAAGGAACGCAGACAACCCAACACUAUUGGGAAAGGCAAAUGUAGCUGGAGCAGGAAGGGCUGUGCUUGGAGAGCUGUCCAACUUUCCCAAUGCUUGCAAAGCGGUGCCGUUCAAGAGGACCGUUCCUGCCAAGACUUCAACCAAACAAUCUAUGAACCAACAAGACCAGCUAGCAGCUGUUUGGCCUCAAGUUCCUCAGCCUGAAGUGUAUACUAACGUGUCCAUGAAGGAAGAGGAAUUGUGCCAGGCGUUCUCAGAAGCUCUGCUUGCUGUAGAAGACAUUGAUGAAGGGGAUUCAGACCUGCCACAACUGUGCUCUGAAUAUAUAAAGGAUAUCUAUGGAUAUCUGCAGUGCCUUGAGACCCAGCAGUCUGUUCGGGCCAAGUACAUGGAUGGCUAUGAGAUCAAUGGACGCAUGCGUGCUCUCCUGAUUGACUGGCUUAUUCAGGUGCACUCCAGGUUCCAGCUACUGCAGGAGACUCUCUAUCUGACGGUGGCCAUCCUGGAUCGCUUUCUUCAGGUGCAAACUAUUGGCCGCAAGAAGCUCCAGCUGGUUGGUGUGACUGCCAUGUUGUUGGCGUCCAAGUAUGAAGAGAUGUAUUCCCCGGAGAUAGGUGAUUUUGUUUACAUCACAGACAAUGCAUUCACCAAGGCCCAUAUUCGGGAGAUGGAGCAGCUGAUUCUGCGAAGUCUGAACUUCGAGCUUGGACGGCCUCUACCCCUGCACUUCCUCAGGAGAGCCUCCAAGGCUGGCAAUGCUGACGUUGAGAAGCACACAUUAGCCAAGUACCUCAUGGAACUGACCCUCCUUGACUAUGACAUGGUGCACUACCAUCCUUCUGAGAUUGCUGCUGCUGCCUUGUGCCUCUCCCAGCUGCUGCUUGAUGAGCGCAACUGGACACCAACACAGGAGCACUACUCUACCUAUAAUGAGAACCACCUCAAGCCAAUCAUGGAGCACAUUGCCAAAAACAUAGUUUCUGUCAAUGAAGGGCGAACAAAGCUUCAGGCUGUCAAGAACAAGUAUUCAAGCAGCCGACUUAUGAGGAUCAGCCUCAUCCCUCAGCUGAAGUCUACCUUUGUAAAUUACAUGGCUGCUGCUCUGCUCCCAUAACUUAAACCCUAAUGUCAUGACGUGAAUGCCGACUAAGUCUGCUGCACUUUAUUUAAGAAAAUCCAUUGUGAGAUGGUCUUUUGGACUGCUGCUUUUAAGUACAUGUAAAUAUUUUACUUUUACAAAUAAACCUUGUUUUGAACCCUUUUAAAUAUAAUCUAGAUGUUUUUAAACAUUGUGUAGCAAUUAAGUUUUAGUUGCUGUUAAAUGGACAGUAAAAGCCACGCAGCCUGGUGGUUACAAUUUCUUACGGAGUAUCGAUGGGUAAAACACCACCUACAGAAGUAUAACUUUAUGGGCCUGCCAUUUUUAUUCAGACAUUUAACUUUAGUACAGCUUGAUCCUACUGCAGGAUUUAUAGCCCAGUGUUCUUGAACACAGCUGCACCAGGAUGUUGUAGCAUAGUCCCAGAUCUGUUUGCAUGUACAGUUGUAGACACUUAAGUUGCCAAAGCUACAAACAUCUGGGACCAGGCGAUAAUUAGUAGGGAGAGGAGUUUCCUGACCAGCUAGGGCAGAAGAGGAUAGAGGCCAGUUAAACCAUUAACAUUAAUGCAGAUUAACUUGCACAACUGCCACAGUUCAAGCCUGAAAGAGAGCUUUUUUUAGGGCUCUUCAAUCCAUAGCGCUAAAGAUUGGCAAUUAGACAACAUUCAUGGUAAAUGCGUCAUGUCAGCUCAAUUUACUAUUAUUUCAGAGCGUCCAAUGCUUUUAUGGAUUGAACCCAGACCUAAAUGAUUAUGCACAGUGAAACAUUGGAAACCAGAAAGAAAAUAUUGUUCAGUGCCAUAAGCAUGUGAAGUCAGUGGAACCUUUACUUUCAUUUGAAAGAAACAACAUUCACCCAGACUGUGCACUUAAAUCUACAUGAAAUACAAUAUCAAAAGCAGAGAACUUUAAAUUAAAUCCUGCAGUGAAACACUUAAAUUGUAACAAAGUAUUGACUUAAUUCCUAAAUGUCAAGAGAUGCACAUACAGUAUAUCUAUGUAAACAAAUUAUCCUCUAGUUUGGCAAUCUUUCAAAACAUCCAAGGAUUACUAGCUGUGGCAGGAGUUACCAGUCUGUCCAAGUUAGUACCUGUAGCUACUGAUAAAGUGCUUAUAAACCAGAUAAUGCACAGUGUGGCCCUACAGUUCUGGGGAUAUCACUUGGAUUUUGGAAGUAAGAGCAGGGGGAUUCCUGAAGACAACCUGUCACACUGCAUUUCCUUUUCCCGAAAGUGAUUGCAUCCGUUUAGUUGAUUAAUAAGAAUGGGUUUUCAUACACAUUCGAUCAUUGUUUUUCUAGGGAAAUGCAUUGCCGAAGUUAAUAAAAUCACAGUGCAAUGAACUAUUAAUGUCCAUUUUAUGUAAAAAUUUCAACAUUUCUAUAGCCAAUACCAUCUGUAAAUUCCUCUUAGCAGCACAAAUCCCCAUUAAACAAUAUUGAACAGA
Molecule: messenger RNA, 2750 nt
Organism: Oncorhynchus gorbuscha (pink salmon)
Lineage: Eukaryota; Metazoa; Chordata; Actinopteri; Salmoniformes; Salmonidae
Product: G2/mitotic-specific cyclin-B2-like
Exons: 8
Coding region: 355-1317 (320 amino acids)
Biological process (GO): mitotic cell cycle phase transition; regulation of cyclin-dependent protein serine/threonine kinase activity
Cellular component (GO): cyclin-dependent protein kinase holoenzyme complex; nucleus; cytoplasm
Molecular function (GO): cyclin-dependent protein serine/threonine kinase regulator activity
Source: RefSeq, a predicted model, not a curated record